CCCUCACACCCCACAGAGGUAGGAGCUUUGAGCACCAGGAGAGGGCCCGGGGCCACUGCUGCCCUCCCAGGGCAAGAACCAGCCUGCAGAUCCGGGCGGGGCCAGGGUCUGCCUCUGCCAGAAAUCCAUGCCAAAGUCCCUCGCCGGCGGCCACACCAACCUCCCCACCCUGGACGCGGUCGGCCUGGUGGACCAGAGUCUAGGAGAUGCCGGGACAUCCAGUUCCGCCCCUGUCUUGGAAGAGGGCAACAUGGACCCCUGGGCCCUCUCUCAGCUGAAGGACACUGACCAGUCCUGGACAGAGCUCGGUGCAGCCCGCAGACUGCUGCCUGGGCUCCGCGUCUUCCUCAAGGUCCGUGGGCUCCUGGGCGGCCUCUACCUGUUCAUCUGCUCGCUGGACAUCCUGAGCUCGGCCUUCCAGCUGCUGGGCAGCACAGUGGCUGGAGACAUCUUCAAGGACGACGUGGUGCUGUCCAGCCCCGUGGCCGGACUGGUCGUCGGGGUGCUGGCCACAGUGCUCGUGCAGAGCUCCAGCACGUCGUCGGCCAUCGUGGUCAGCCAUCGUGGUCAGCACGUGCUGACCGUCCAGGCGUCUGUGCCCGUCAUCAUGGGCAUCAACGUGGGCACGUCCAUCACCAGCACCCUGGUCUCUAUGGCGCAGUCGGGGCACCGGGAGGAGUUUAGGAGGGCCUUCGGUGGCUCGGCUGUGCACAGCAUCUUCAACUGGCUCACGGUGGUGGUGUUGCUGCCCUUGGAGGGCACCGCGGCCCCGCUGGAGAAACUCAGCGCCCUGGUCCUGGGGGCCACCAGCCCACAGGCUGGCGGGCACACACCGGACUUCCUCAAGGUGCUGACACGGCCACUCACACACCUCCUUGUGCAGCUGGAUGUGGACCUGACAACCAGCAGCGUAUCGGGCAAUGCCACCAACAGCAGCCUCAUUAAGCGAUGGUGUGGUGCCAGGGUGGACACGACCCCGGGGAAUAGCAGCAACUGUGGACUGACCGCCGCUGGCCCCUGCCCUGAGAAGGGCUCAGCCACCGCGGAGCAGCUGCCCCCCUACCACCUGUUCGCAGGCGCCCCGCUCACAGACCUGGCUGUGGGCUUCAUCCUGCUGGCCGGCUCCCUGCUCGAGCUGUACACCUGCCUGGUCCUCAUCGUCAAGGUGCUGAACUCCAUGCUGCGAGGCCAGGUGGCCCGGGUGGUGAGGACAGCCACCCACGCCGACUUCCCCUUCCCCUUCGGCUGGCUCAGUGGCUACCUGGCCAUCCUGGCGGGCGCUGGCCUGACCUUUGUGCUCCAGAGCAGCAGUGCCUUCACAGCAGCCGUUGUGCCGCUCCUGGGGGUUGGCGUGAUCAGCCUGGAGUGGGCAUACCCCCUCUUGCUGGGCUCCAACAUCGGCACGACCACCCCAGCCCUGCUUGCUGCCCUGGCCAGCCCCUCCAGCGUGCUGCUCAGCGCCCUCCAGGUCGCCCUCAUCCACUUCUUCUUCAACUUGGCUGGCAUCCUGCUGUGGUACGUAGUGUCGGUCCUGCGGCUGCCCAUCCCGCUGGCCAAGCGCUUCGGAGACCUGACCGCCCGCUACCGCUGGGUGGCAGUCGCCUACCUACUGCUCAGCUUCCUGCUGCGGCCCUUGGCCGCCUUCGGGCUCUCCCUGGCGGGGGACACCGAGCUGGCUGCGGUCGGGGGAUCCCUGGUGUCCCUGGUGCUCUUCGUCGUCCAGGUCAACGUCCUGCAGCGGCGACGAUCAGCCUGGCUGCCCCGCACCCUUCGGUCCUGGGCCUGGCUCCCCCUCGGGCUGCGCUCCCUGGAGCCCUGGGACCGUCUGGUGAGCCGCUGCCGCCCGCCGCCCGCCGCUACCAGGGAGGCCCACUGCUACGAGAACCCCGAGAUCCUGGCUUCCCAGCAGUUGUGAGAGGGGCGCCCUCGCCCCACACUGAGCUCUGGGUUCCCUGGGGGAUCCCAGCAGCAGCGGACUUCGGAGGCAGCCGUUAUUAGCAAAUAAACGAGUUAGUGACCCAGAUGUGGGUGGUCUUCCCUCU
Artibeus jamaicensis (Jamaican fruit-eating bat) is the source of this 2042-nucleotide messenger RNA. It is a transcript of the gene SLC34A3, whose product is annotated as solute carrier family 34 member 3. Gene Ontology annotation, cellular component: brush border; apical plasma membrane; vesicle. Gene Ontology annotation, molecular function: sodium:phosphate symporter activity. Gene Ontology annotation, biological process: intracellular phosphate ion homeostasis; sodium-dependent phosphate transport. The record is from RefSeq and is a predicted model, not a curated record. Lineage: Eukaryota; Metazoa; Chordata; Mammalia; Chiroptera; Phyllostomidae.